AUGGUGAAAAAUUUAAUAUUGAAAUGCAAAGGGCUACCUUAUUCGUGCACAGAAGACGAUCUUCGCAAAUUUCUAGGAGAAGCUGGUAUUGCUAAAGUUGAAUUACCGAUGAGAGAUGGGAAAGCGAUGGGAGAUGCUACAGUUCAUUUUGAUAAUGAUAUAGACUUUAAUAAUGCUUUGAAGAAAGACCGUGAACACAUGGGUCAUAGGUACAUUGAAGUUUUUCCCGCUGACGAAGACAGGUCUAGACCACGUUUCCCACCUAGUGAUAGAGGACGUGGUAGAGGUGAUUAUGGGUAUGGCGGUGGAAGGGGUGGUCCUCCAAGGAGAAAUGAUCGUUCUUCAACCGGGAACGAUGGAAUCGUACGUCUCAGAGGUUUACCUUUUAGUGCCCGGGAGAGAGACAUUCAUGACUUCUUCGCACCUUUACCAAUCGUUCCGAACGGCGUACUAUUACCGGAUCCAAGAGAUGCCCCAAAAAACAAUGGAGAAGCUUUCGUAGUUUUCGAAAACACACAGUCAGCGAGCUUAGCACUUCAAAGGCAUAUGAAAAAUAUGCAACAUAGGUAUAUCGAGGUAUUCAACGCUACCUCUCAGGAAAUGGUUAGAUUCUGUGAAGAUAAUCGUAUUCGUGUUCCACGCUCUGGGGGAAGAGGUAAUAAUUAUGGAGGAGGAUCAGGAAGAGGUGGAUACGAUGACUAUCCUCAAAGUGGUGGUUUUGGCGGAUCUCAUAAUGAAUAUAAUGGAGGAGGAUAUGGACGUUCCCCUACAUAUGAACGACGGUCGAACCCCACAUAUGAGCCGGCAUACGGUUCAACACCCCAAGGAGAUUAUGGUUGGGGAGCCCCAGACAAUCGACCUGCUCCUGCUGAUACAUAUGCAAGAGCUGGAGAUCCUUAUAGUAAUAGAUCUAGUGGUGAUGGUUAUGGACGUCCUGCCGAACCAUAUUCAGUGCAUUCGCCUAGUGAAGAUCCAUUUGGUAGACGUGCUUACCCUCCAGAUGAUGAUUACACAAGGCCUGUACGUCCCGAUCCAUAUAUGCGCGCAGCUGACCCAUACGGACGCUCCACAGCAGAAUCAUGGAGAGAUGAUAGGUCCGAAAGUCAGAGAAAUCCUAACCCUCCUAGUUAUGGAGAAAAUGGUUCAUGGGAUGGAUAUGGAUAUGGAUCCGAUUAUCGUCAACAUUCUGGUGGUGGCCCAAUUAGACGGGAAGCUUCUGGUGGUCCAUGGAGGGAGGAUAGAAGGGAAGUACCUCGUGGACGGGAACGACCGGGUCAGAAAUACAUUCUGAAAAUGAGAGGAGUUCCUUUCCGAGCGGUCGAAGCAGAUGUUUAUGAUUUCUUCACUCCUAUCCGACCACAAAAAGUUGAAAUAAUUCGCGAACCAGGUGGCAGACCUUCAGGUGAAGCAAGAGUCGAGUUUGAAACACGGAAAGAUUAUGAUGAUGCGCUUCUCAAAGAUAAGCAAUACAUGGGAGCCCGUUAUGUGGAGCUGUUUCCUGACUUUGGUGGGAGAUAUUAA
Auanema sp. JU1783 is the source of this 1521-nucleotide messenger RNA. The record is from the annotation of a GenBank genome assembly. Lineage: Eukaryota; Metazoa; Nematoda; Chromadorea; Rhabditida; Rhabditidae.